Molecule: messenger RNA, 1671 nt
Organism: Benincasa hispida (wax gourd)
Lineage: Eukaryota; Viridiplantae; Streptophyta; Magnoliopsida; Cucurbitales; Cucurbitaceae
Biological process (GO): regulation of DNA-templated transcription
Cellular component (GO): nucleus
Molecular function (GO): DNA-binding transcription factor activity, RNA polymerase II-specific; RNA polymerase II cis-regulatory region sequence-specific DNA binding
Source: RefSeq, a predicted model, not a curated record
UCUUUGAGUCAGUUUGAAAAGAACACUUAACUGUUACUGUUUACCCUCCUCUAAGUUUUCCCUUUCUUUCGUACACUGCAAUAUUCGAUUUCUUUCCCAACCCAAUCCUCUAAGUUUAUUCAAUUAUUUCCCAUCCUUAAUUCUUUCUUACCCUUCUUUCUAUUUGUAGUCCCACAUUUUUUCCCAUCUCUCUUCCACCUUUUUUCUCUAAUAUUCUGCCUUUUCUUGGAGAUGACCUUCAAACAGUCCAACUUUUUGUCAUCAUCAGCAUCUCCAUUCCAAAUCUUUAGCCUAUAAAUCACAACCCCAUUUAGUGAAAACAAAGAAAAAUGCUAUGUUUCCUUUGAAAAAAGCUACUAAUGAGGAUGUUUGUUGAUGAAGAUGAAGAAAGUUUGAAUCUUGAUCUCAACUCUGCAGCAGCAAUUGUUUCUUCUUCUUCUUCUUCUUCUUCUUCUUCUUCAUCUUCUCAAGAGAGUUGUGAGAAUGAGAGAGGUUUUUGGAACUUCCCACUUUCUUGUGAGUCUAUGAUGACUAGAAGCUCAGAGACUGAUGUUGGGAAUAAUAAUAAUUAUAACAAUAAUGGAGCUUCUGAUUUCAGUGAUGGAUUUGUUGAAAAUAUCAAUGAAUCCUUGAAUCAAAAUAAUGCUGCUAACCCAACUUCUUGUUCCAAUAAUACCCCCAGUACUGGAGCUCAGUCUAGACUCUGUGCUAGAGGCCAUUGGAGGCCUGCAGAGGACACCAAAUUGAGAGAGCUCGUGGCUCUUUAUGGCCCUCAAAAUUGGAACCUCAUAGCAGAAAAGCUAGAAGGAAGAUCUGGUAAGAGUUGCAGAUUGAGAUGGUUUAAUCAGUUGGAUCCAAGGAUAAAUAGAAGGGCAUUUAGUGAAGAAGAAGAGGAGAGGCUAAUGCAAGCUCAUAGAAUAUAUGGAAACAAAUGGGCAAUGAUUGCAAGGCUAUUUCCAGGGAGGACUGAUAAUGCAGUGAAGAAUCAUUGGCAUGUUAUAAUGGCAAGGAAAUAUAGAGAGCAGUCUCGUUGUUACAGAAGGAGGAAGCUGAGUCAAUCUGUUUACAGAAAAAUGGAGCAAGAUUUGAGUUUCCUUAAUCUUCCCAAAGAUAAUCAUGAAACAGCACCACCAACAACUUCUUGUUCUUCUUUUGGAAACUUUGAGGGUUGUGUUGAUUAUGGAUUUUUAAACCAAAUGUCAAGUAACUACAACAGCAUCAACCAUCCUUACUUCUCCUCAUGUGCUCAUCUUUCAACUCUUAAUGUUCUUCCAGAUCCCAAGAGCAGAUUUUGGAAUGGAACAACCAAUAAUGGGUUUGUAGUACCACAAAGCCACCACCAGUAUGAGGCGUAUAACACUGCGGCGCCACCGUCAAACGACGGCGUUGGGGGCUCACAUGCGGCCAGUGGUGGAUCUUCAUCGGUAACGGCGGAGGCAAGAAAACAAUCACCAAGAUUUAUCGACUUUCUUGGGGUCGGAGCCACCACAUGAAAGUAUGACGUGGAAUUUUCGAUUUGAGUUUUUAUAGCCCAAAUUUUUAAGACAAUGGAUUAGAGAGGUAACUGAGAAUCGUACAGAGUGGUGACAGUGAAAUUUGAGUGGUGGAACAUAUGUUCAUAUUAUUAUUAUUAUUGGUCACAUGAUAGACUAAAUGUAAUCCUAAAUAUUA